Messenger RNA from Rodentolepis nana, 1746 nucleotides. Lineage: Eukaryota; Metazoa; Platyhelminthes; Cestoda; Cyclophyllidea; Hymenolepididae. The record is from the annotation of a GenBank genome assembly.
AUGGCUAGCUCUAGCCCGUUCUAUGAUAAACCCUUAAAAGAAUAUCGCGAUAAAAUUACUGUCUGGCAUCCUCAAAUUGAAAUCUGGGGCGCUACUCAAGGAAUGCUAAUUGGAGCACUUUGUGUAGCUGGUUCCAGUUUAUUUAUCCUAGUUCGAAUGCGGCUGUUUUUCAAUCUUUACUCGCAUCACCAUUUUUUUGCAACUGCGAUGCCUUGUAUAGUUUUUCCAACCUUUGGAUAUCUUAUCUUUCAAGACCUGUGCGUCGAUCGGAAAAUUGUUGCUGGACUUAGAUAUCCUGAACUCAGAAAAUCAUUUUGUCCAACUUGUUUCGAAACUCGUGGUUCUCUCAUCCAGACUACGGCUGGUGUAGUUGCACCGCUUAUAUUUUCGUUCGUUUGCUGUGCCGCCUCUUCUUUGUCGUUCAGAACAUAUCCAGUUCCUGAGGUCAACAAAACGCGGAAAGUAUUGAGACUUAUUCGGAAAUCUUGUGGCAGCUUUAAAACAUCCCUAAUCUUCCUUACGGGUGCACAGUUAUUGGCCGGCAUAGGUGAUUACCAUGUAAACGCAGCUAAAAGCUCUCUUAUUUUUGGUGAUCACCUAGAGUCUGAACAAAUUUCUGAGAUAAUCAAGGUUUUAAAUACCUCAGGGAUCGAAACCUCUUUUGUGCCUUUGGAAAAUGGAAUUGAUAAGAGUGAAUCCAUAGUACCAGUUAAAAGACCAAAAUUAGAAGAAAAUGAAUUUGCUUUUACAACUGAUGUUAAUCAGUUGUGCGCAGUUAUUGAGCCCGCAAACUGGUGUUCCAAGGGACAUAAUGUUCCUGCUUUGUGCGCCACUGUGGAACCCUUAUCAAAAAUGAGCUCCUGCAUUUCGGUAUUGGCUAGAUUAAAGCAUUUGCCUAAAGAAUUGGGCCAUUUGAAAAGGGCUUUUGUGAAACAGUCUGGUUCGAAUCGCUGUGGUCGAAUUUUAUUGGGUCUUGCUAGUCAAAAAUUUACAGAAGAAAACGCCAAGGUCCUGGCUUCUCAACUCGCCAAGAAGACAGGCAUCUUGGAGCCAACAGUCGAGUUCUGCUUCGCGCCUCUUUGUCAACCACGUUCAUGUCGACAACAGAAAGCUCUAGCCUCUCUCACAAAGGACAUGGGUGGACUUCGAAGCUGGCCCUUCAACUUUCAUUCAGACCAAAAGCUGGAAUCACUUCUUUCACUUGGCAGUGUGAAGGAUCGGUUAAACGAUUCGGCUAAACCUUACUUCACAGAUGAAGACCGCGAAUGGCAUAAUCACUGGCUAAGACGAGCUGUAAAUCUAUCUGAGAAUGGCUCAGUUGAUGGCACAAACGCUUCUUGUGACCCUGAAAAACCAGACAGUGUUUGCAGCUGUAUCGUAAUCCACGAACCAUCUGUCAAGAAACGUGAUGUAAAUAGUAAUCCAGUUCCCUUAGUUGAAACGACAUCCGAAAAUGCAAAAUCGUAUAUUGACCACGCUCCUAUGCGCGCAGCAAAUGAACUUGGCCGCCUCAACCUCAAACAGAGUGAACGGUACCUACUAACAGACUGCGACGUCUACCUUUCAAUGGAACCUUGCAUAAUGUGUUCAAUGGCACUUCUUCAUUCCCGAGUUGGUAGGGUCUUCAUUGCUAAGCGAUUGUCAUCAAUUGGAGGAAUGCUUAGCCGAUGGAAACUACCCCUAGUCAAAGCCGUCAAUCACCACUUUCUUACAUUCGCCCCUUCCUCAGAAACAACUAAUCAAUAA